AUGUCGGAGAGUUAUCCAGGAGGAGAAGGGCAGCACCAGCAAGUGAUGGUCGACGGAGUCGCCACAGCAGGAGGCGUCUGCCUGCCAUUCUAUCACGUUCCACAGCAGUGUAGGAGGGAAAAGCUCCGCUAUCCCAAUGCCAACGACUCACCACCGUUGCACCCACACACGUCUACCGCUUCUCCCCCGUCGUUCUUUCACUACCAGCCAUCGACAGCAACCUCUUUCACGUUCCCUUGCUCCUCUUCCUACCACAUGCUGAACGCUGGCAGCAGCCCCUCCGUCGCAUACGAAUACGGCACGGGCUCCGCUUUCAACGUCCUUGACCACCACUCUCUCUUCGACGGCGGCGUCCACCAUCAGCAAACCCAUGGCGUAUCCUUGUCUCUCUCUUCCUCCGUCGCCUCUCCUUCGCAUCACCCCCACCAGGACCACUUGAUCGGUACAGCCUCCCUAGGGGGUGGGCCGGUGAGGAUGGAGCCCGUCCCGGCCGGGCCUUUCACCGGCUACGCCACGAUACUCAAGGGUUCCAGGUUCCUCAGGCCGGCACAGCAGAUGCUCGAGGAGGUCUGCGGCGGUGGGGGUGCAGGAGGACUGGCUGGUGACAACGGAGACGAGGCAGAGCCGUUGGAUUUUGCGACAGAGAGCGUUGGUGAGGUGGACAGGAACCUGGACGGCUCGAUCAGUGGUGAGCAGCGGAGAAUGAAGACGAGGCUCGUGUCCAUGCUGGAAGAGGUCUGCGACAUGUGCCCAGUGAUUUUCAGUUGUUUUUCUCCUGUUUCUUUCUUUCCCCUUGAACUUGGUGAUUGAUAGAUGGACACUCCCAUUCUCUGAUUGAUUUUGCCCUUGUUUUCUCUCUGGAGGGUCAUGAUAUUUCAUUUUCCGUCUGUUCGGUGUUUUUUUAUUGUUUUCCGCCCGGUAAAUUUUCGGACGAGCAAAACCUCGCGGAAUCUUUCUCACUGUUCAUGCAAUUGGAAGUAUUGUCGGUGAUUUGAUUUCUCUGCGCGCAAGGAUUUUGAUGGGAUGUUUGACGUUGUUUAGCUUGCUAUAUCUCCUUUUCUCCUGCCACUACUAUUGAUGAACACAGUUUUAUCUUAGCCUUCGUGUCGGAUUAUUUCACCAUAUCGGCCCAGCCGCAAGAACUUGUUUCUCUCGUGACAUGCUUCAAGCAUUCUUUUUUCGCUGCGCAAGCUGUCGCCUAUCGAUCUCUCAUAAUGGGAACAUGGAUUAAAAUAUUCUGAGAUGGGUUUUUGGAUUCUUCUCUGUGGAGCCAUGUAGCUGUUGACUUACCUUCAUUGCGCAUCGCCUUCGGUGGGGUUAUGGGUCUGUAUUCUAUGCAUAGUUCUACUGUAGAUCCUACUUACAAUAUUCGUUGUGACGAUUAUGAGCCUGUUAUCGCUCUAAACAGCCUGUUCUCACUUGGGAUACCCGGUGUUACAAGUUCUUCAGUGCCGUUGUUGCACCAAAGUGAGGGUUUCCGCCGAGACGGCUCUUUAUUGUCAAGGUUUCACUUGGAAGCUGCUGUGUAGCUUUCAAUGCCGACAAGCACUUGCCACUCGGUGGGGUCGUGGCAGGGAGUGUGGUUGGGUUUUGUUGCUUGCAAGUGUUCUCGUCCAUGUGACUGCAUUAUAUUCUCUUUUCCUUUCAUCUACCUCUUCAAAAAAAAAUGUAAACUAGUAGACCUACGUCAUAGGACGGAGACGAAACCGUGUGUUCCUAGGGUUUUUGUCUUCCCGGUUCAUUGUUCUCAAGAGAGAGUUUAUCACCUGUUUUUAGGGCCACGACUCUUCUGCUGAAAAUUAGCAUAUCGUUGCGCACCUAUAGAUGCGUACAACAUCGCUCAGCCCUAGAAUAUGUAUCGAUGGAGUUACUAUAGCUCUUUCUCAAACGCAAUGUGUCCGAAUUUCAGUGGUUAUUCCUUCCACAAUGAGUUCAAACGGUUAUCAUUCAUUUGUCUUCUAGAGGUUCCCCAGCGGAACAAAAUCAGGAUUUGUUCGUACUCGGCGAUAGUUGUGAAAUUUGGAGACGUUGAAUCUUAGGUGAUGAGUAUCACUGGCUGAUUUUUCUUGGAGAAUAACUGUUGCAGCUGGAGUUCUAAAGUUUUACGUCAGAACUUCAGCAUUUAUUGGAUUUUUUCGCAACUUCUAGCAUUAAAUCCUCGAGGUGGCGCAGGUUUCGAGCAUGUAGAGCUGGUAUUUUAUUAAAUACGAUGAAGGGUAAUGACAAGAAAUCGUUAGUCAGGUGGAUCUUCAGCUAAUUGAUUUGGUUUGGAAUUUUUUCUCUUCUGAGAGCGUAUUUGUGGGGAUGAAACAUUAUGCUGUGGGCUUACCAUAUUAACUUUUCCCUUAAUGUUCAAACUCUGAAAAGGGUUGGUUUGCGUGAACAUGCUGUCGCGUUAUGUGCAUGCGUUGAAUGAUUCUCAAGUUUUGUUACUCAUUUUCGAGUAGAAAUCUGCGAAGUAUUACUGAGUGGGUUUAAUUCCUAUCGCCCUAAAAGAUUUUUAAGAUGUCACACCAUAUUCGUAGAUUAUUGCGUGGUCAAUUUAUGCAAAUAUUACUUGUUCUUCUUGAUUCUUGUUAUAGUUAAGUUCAGCGGGUUGCAUUCAUCCUAGAAGUUGCCUAAAAUAUUUGAUCCGCGGAUUAUGUUUUCUGUAUUUAAUGAUUUUUACCUCUCACAGGUUUAUAGAAGAUACAGACUCUACUUUCAGCAGAUACAAGCGGUCAUCACGUCCUUCGAAGCAGUUGCAGGCCUCAACAUGGCUGCCCCCUACACUCCAUUGGCUGUCCGAACCUUGUCGAAGCAUUUCAGAUGCUUGAAAGAGGCCAUCUCCAGUCAGCUUCGAUUCGUCAAUGAACCCUUCGGCAAAGAUGGACAGAGUAAGGAUGAGAUCUCUGGGCAUAAAUUUAUGACCGGGGGUUUCGGGUACCAGAGGGCAGCUUCUGGCUCGGCUCAGAUCAAUCAGCAGCCUGCAUGGCGUCCCCAGAGAGGUCUUCCUGAGCGGGCAGUGGCUGUUCUUAGAGGGUGGUUGUUCGAGCAUUUUCUCCAUCCGUAAGUCUCCUCUCUGUUCAUGUGAAUUAUGAGCAUCUGCUAUUACUUUUGUAUUCUUGCCAAACUGGUUUAUUUCUAUCAUUAGUCAAUGUCUAUCAUUCUGUUCGGUAUGAAGAGUAGAGUAGCUCUUGCGGGGCGCCAGAGAAAUGCAUGAAGUUACGUGCCUCCCCGGAGAGGGCACUGUUUGCUGUUAUUUCUAUCUGCAAUAAAAUUUAUCCUUGAAAGCUUUAUUAUGAGAAAGCAGGAGUAAUCCUUAGCCUGUUUUUGAGCAUUUUAUGUGAUUUUACGUUGGAUUACCCAGGUACCCCACCGAUAUGGACAAACAGAUGCUGGCCAAGCAAACCGGGCUUUCGCGAAACCAGGUACUCCGAGAUCUCUGGUACUUUGCGUGUUUCUAACGUUAAUUACCUCAAGUUACAAGGAAUUUGUUAUAUUUUGAUGCUCAGAACUAUGUAUGUAUCUUGGGGAUCAUCUGCAUUAUCGUUCAUGGUAUAGAAAAUUCCUUCAAUUAUUGUACGAUGGCUCAGCUGGUCAAUCGCGCCAUCUAUUACGCAGGUUUCCAAUUGGUUCAUCAAUGCCAGAGUGAGACUGUGGAAGCCCAUGGUGGAAGAGAUCCACUCCCUCGAGUUGCGGCGGAAGGUCUCCGAUUCCGAUGACAAUCGUAAUAGCAGCAAGCAGCCCGACGUGUCGAGCUCCUCAUUUGCAUCUCCUGUGAAUGAGCAGACGCAUCCCAGCAGCAGCUCCCUGAAGAACCAGGAGCAGCUUCCCCAUAAGCGGUUCCAGAAUGAACUUGCGGACAUAGCCGGCCAUGUCCAGGAACCAGUGAACUUCUCACUCGAGAACCUGUCCUCUUCCCACCACCGCCUCGACGCGCCAAUGGCCGGCGUCACCGCCGGCGGAGGCCACGGAGGCGUCUCCCUCACGCUUGGUCUCCACCAGAACAACGGCUACUGCCUCUCCGAGCAGCUCCCACUCAACGUCGUCCGAAGAUUCGGCCUUGAAGAGAGCAACGUGGCGUACGUCAUGGGCGGGUUCGAAGGGCAGGAGCGGCAGUUUGGGAAGGAGUUCGACGGCCAGCUGCUGCGAGACUUCGUCGCCUGA
Spirodela intermedia is the source of this 4149-nucleotide messenger RNA. The record is from the annotation of a GenBank genome assembly. NCBI's taxonomy places the organism in Eukaryota, Viridiplantae, Streptophyta, Magnoliopsida, Alismatales, Araceae.